AUGGCAUCCGCAAGUAGCGCCGCACAGGCCACCUUCGGGCUGGGCCGCAGGAAGAAGAACCCUGGCGUUCUGGAUCAGAUUGGAAAAUUCUUUGGAGGAGACAAGAAGAAGAAGAGCAAGGGUUCUUUCCGUGGUGCCCUCUCUCCUGCCCCCCAGAAAGCGUCUGCCACAUCCCCUCGUAAGCGGGGGCCAGAGAAUGCGGUUGUUCACUUCUUCCGUACCAUCGUUUCUCCCGCCCCCCCAAAAUCAAGGGGUGAUCAGAAGUCUGCUAAAGCCAAGAGGUCUAGUGGAGGAGACGGCAAAGGCACCCUGACUAGGAUCUUCAAAAUGGGAAGCCGCAGCUCUUCUCCAGCCAGACGCUGA
Messenger RNA from Nerophis lumbriciformis (worm pipefish), 363 nucleotides. NCBI's taxonomy places the organism in Eukaryota, Metazoa, Chordata, Actinopteri, Syngnathiformes, Syngnathidae. The record is from RefSeq and is a predicted model, not a curated record.